This is a messenger RNA of Venturia canescens, 706 nucleotides long. RefSeq names its product fatty acid-binding protein, liver-like. Gene Ontology annotation, cellular component: cytosol; nucleus. Gene Ontology annotation, biological process: fatty acid transport. The transcript is spliced from 4 exons. Gene Ontology annotation, molecular function: fatty acid binding. The record is from RefSeq and is a predicted model, not a curated record. NCBI's taxonomy places the organism in Eukaryota, Metazoa, Arthropoda, Insecta, Hymenoptera, Ichneumonidae. The coding region runs from base 122 to 529 and encodes 135 amino acids.
GGGUAAUGAGUCAGUAUACAGUAUGCUAGAGAGAUAGUUCUUUGGAGACUAUUGUGACAAAUUAUUUGAGCUCCUGCGAACAAAGUUUCUACUUUCUUUGCACUGUUUUUAUCUUUCAAAUAUGGUUCUCAUAACUGGAAAAUAUUUGCACGAGCGCAAUGAAAACAUAGAUGAAUAUUUUAAAUCUUUGGGGGUUCCGUAUUUGGCAAGAAAAAUGAUGGCAGUUUCACACCCAACUCUGGAAAUAUCCAACGAAGGGGAUAAAUGGACGAUGAAAAACGUUACGUUAAUUAGUACUCAAGAAGUAACUUUUUGUCUGGGAGAAGAGUACGAAGAAGUUUUGCCAUCUGGAGAUAAAUUACGAAGCAUUACAACAUUGGAUGGAAAUACCCUUGUAACAAUCUCAAGGUAUGAAGAAGGUAAUAAAAUUACACGAAGAUACGAUUUUGAUGAAGCUGGAAUAACAUUGACAAUGUCACACGAGCGGAGCAACCAAAUUGGAAAAAGGUUCUAUAAGCGCAGCCUCUGAAUCCAAUGAAUUGCAGAAACUUUUUUUAGAGAGUUAAAUAAAUAUUUAACAUAUCAUUACCGUUUUAACCCAAUAUGUAAAUUAUGAUUUGAAUUGUACGAAACGCAACAUAAGUGAAAAAAUAUCAAUUAAAAUUUCAAUAGGAGAAAAAAACUGUACUCACUGUUGAUCAAGGUA